Messenger RNA from Trichechus manatus latirostris (Florida manatee), 487 nucleotides. RefSeq names its product ATP synthase membrane subunit e (gene ATP5ME). The record is from RefSeq and is a predicted model, not a curated record. Bases 85 to 300 code for a protein of 71 amino acids. Gene Ontology annotation, biological process: proton motive force-driven ATP synthesis. Lineage: Eukaryota; Metazoa; Chordata; Mammalia; Sirenia; Trichechidae. Gene Ontology annotation, molecular function: proton transmembrane transporter activity. The transcript has 4 exons.
UUUACGUCUCCUCGGCGUUCCGGGCCCUUGCGGUGUCUUCCUCCGGCUGCGGAUUGUGCUUCCGGUGCGAGGGUCAGGGACAAGAUGGUGCCCCCGGUGCAGGUCUCUCCGCUCAUCAAGCUCGGCCGCUACUCAGCCCUGUUCCUCGGCGUGGCCUACGGAGCCAAGCGCUACAAUUACCUAAAACCUCGGGCAGAAGAGGAAAGGAGGAUAGCAGCUGAGGAGAAGCAGCAGCAGGAUGAACUGAAACGGAUUGCCAGAGAACUGGCAGAAGCCCAAGAGGACACCAUAUUAAAAUGAGACUUGCACGAGCUGACUUUUCUCCCCAAGCGGUAGUGGAUAAUAAAGCUGUCUGUGUUAUGUUGUCCUUUCUGGCUCUCAUUUCAAGUAUGUCACUCCUCCCAGCUUUGGGAAGGGGGUUUUAUAACUGAUCAGUGCCACCAUCACAGUCCCAAAAUGCAACUCAAACACUGCGGGAACAGAAACU